Messenger RNA from Durusdinium trenchii, 2493 nucleotides. NCBI's taxonomy places the organism in Eukaryota, Dinophyceae, Suessiales, Symbiodiniaceae. The record is from the annotation of a GenBank genome assembly.
AUGAUGAUCCCUGCCAGGGCCUUUGGAAACCAGUCUGCUGUUCCUGUUUGGUUUAACAAGACGUGGCAGGCACUGUGGAACAAAAAUGAUCACAAUCAGGAUCAUGGCAUUUCAGCACAUGCAGAUUUGUCUUCGACAUAUUGGCACGGAGAUCCCAUCACAAGCUUCUCCUUUGGUCAUGGUGGCAUUCUGCAAGUGCUGUCGCAGAAAGGCGGCCCUGGUACUGCGAAGAUGUUGUAUCAGGAAGAUGGAGAUGUCUUGAUCAUGGCAGGAAAAUUCCAAGAGGAAUUUACGCAUGCAGUUCCUUCGCGAAAGACCUGGGCGAAUCUCUGCGCUAUGGCUGGGAGCGGUUUUGUUGCAAUGGAGGACUGGGAAAAGAAAGGUGUGGAGCGUGAAAUCGCUUUACAUGAGAGCAGAGAUGCUCAGCAGCAGAACUUGCGCUUCAAUUGCACACUGAGGUGGCAUCAUGCGCAUUGGCAGGGUUGCUGUGAGUAUGUGCGGCCUCCGGCGUCCAUGGCAGUUGGUGCAGUUGACUCGAAGCCGUCGGUGCUGAUUCAGGAGCCUGCAAAGGAGGACGCAGCUUUACUGCAGAAGUCUGAGAAGACAGUCCAGAUCCUGUGGGACUGCGGUGGAGGACAUGGAUGUGCAGCUGUCUCCGCAUAUGAAGCCUUGAAUGCGCUUGCUGUGGCAGCGCAGCAACGCAGGGAGAUCCUAUCUGGCUUUGGGUUUGAGAUGGGAUUUUGCGAUGACGUUGCUCGUGAAUCUACACACCACCGACGUGUGCUUUUCCAGUCGCAAUUCUUUGCAGAAGUGGCGGAAGAGAAAACGGUUGAGGUCAUGGUGUCUGUCGUGAAGGACGCAUUUUUGAAGUCUUUGCAGCACUUGCGGUGCUCGGAUGUUGACAAGCGGCACAUGGAUCGCACCGACGGCCAGUUGGUGAGUGAAAAUUCUGAUAUUUGGGGGAUGCGCUUGUACUUUUACUUCGUGCGGGUGUUACAGGUGAAACUUAAGGCUGGAGAUGCGCCGCUGAAAGUACAUCACCGCUUGACCGCUGAUGAACGAUCUCGGGCCUUGACAUUUCACAGACAAAAGCAUACCAAAUUUGUUCGGGACAUGAUUGCUGCUGGUUUACUCCCUUUGACGUCAGAUCAAGAUGCUCUAGAGAAAGCGGCAAAGUACGAGCAUGACUCCAAGGCAACACUACAAGCAAGGGAUGAGCAAUUGCGACUGAGAGAGAAAGUGCCCAUGAUCACACAAACGUUGCUUGACUCGCAGCGUGCUUGCAUGACAGCUGACGCCAUGCAAUCUCACCGGUCUUGUCCGGGUCGAUUGGGUGCAGCUGUUCAACCAGGAAUGGUCCUGCCAACUGAAGGGCGCACGCAAGAAGAAAAUACUGCGCCUGUGGCAAGCUGGCGACGCUUUGAGCAGCCUUCCGAUGCAAUGGCGAAAAAGGUUACAGAGUUCGAAAAGUCCAUUGGCGGUUUCAAGCUGGCGCAGGAGCAAUUGUGUGCUUGCACAUGGUUUGGCGAAGCCACGGACGUCGCUUUACAAGAGGAAGAAAACAAUGUACCACUUCGAAAUCGCAAGCAGCAAGUAUGUCUUUUGAUCGGUGCUGGGGGCACUGGAAAAACUACCAUUGUUUUGGAGCUCAUGCUCGAAGUCUUUUGUGAGUUGAUGGGGCACAUACCGAUCUUGCUGAUUGCAGGCGAUUUCUUGCAGAUCAAUCCCGCCAAUGAAAUUUCACUGGCAGAUGAUUUGGAAGAGCUAGUGCGCAAAGCACCGCACAGAGUGCAAUCAGAGCACUACGCUGCUCAAGCGGCGGUGAUGAGCAUUGAGACGGCCGCAGACCAGAGACAUGCCAGAAGGAAAAAGACUGCGGAUGCGCAGUUAACACAUCAGCUGCUCACUAUUCCCAAUCCUCACCGCACGGGCAAGCUGCAGGGCAUGUUGCUACUGCAUGAAAACAUGGUAGUGCGCCUGGCGGAUGUGCUAGCGCCGCACCUUGGACUGGUCAAGGAUAAGUUGGCUGUGGUUGUGAAAGUGGAUCUGCAUCAUGCUGAUCAACAACGUCUGGCCAACCUAGAGCCGGGUUUUCGUCAGUUCUUUCCAGAGUUCAUGGCGAAAGGUAUCUGGGUCAAGUUGCUGAAAGGACAAAAUUUGCCUAUGGAAGAAACAUUGUUGCAGAAAUGGGACGAAGAAUGCGCCGAUGUGACGGAGCAUGCAGCAGAUGCCAAAAGUUUGCUCUUCGUGGAACUGGUUCAUGCUGAAUUCAAAAUUGAUUUGAAGAUUGGAGAUGAAAAUGAGAAAAUCGAAGUGAUUCGUUGGCAGUUUCCGCUUUUGCAUGGCAUGUUGCGCACUGCGUACAGUGCUCAAGGCUUGACUUUGGAUGGAGGAGUGGUGCUGGACUUACGUCGUGCAGGUGGAUUGGAGGAUUCUCACUGGUGGCUCGCCGUUUAUGUCAUGCUGACACGUGGUAGGAAAUUGGAGAAUUGA